AUGGCUCAAGACCCACUCUCUUUGCCUUGGAGUCCCGAAAGUACGACAUUCCCUCUGCGGAAAGACCUGCCUAGCUAUUCUGGCCACCCAGCCGAAGCUGCAUGGGUAUGGGGAAAGGAUGACUUUGCUGGUCGCUUGAAUCUUCUGACGCCAGCAAGGGUCAAGGCUGCAGCAUCAGAGAUCAAAACAGGAGAACUCGCACGCGUCGACUUGCCCCUGAAUCUGCCUCGUGAGCCCGCAUUCGCCCGAGCGAGCUUUGUCCACACCAUCAAGCAAUGGCAGCCAGGUGUCGCCUACGAUGAUGAAAUAACAUUCAACACUCAGUCGAGCACACAGUGGGAUGGCUUCAGGCAUUUUGCCCACAAAGCCUCUGGAACAUUCUACAAUAACACCAAGGACGAGGACAUUAUCCAGGGGCCGAACGCCACGGAUCGAUGCUCAAUCCACUACUGGUCUGAGCAUGGAUUCAGCGGAAGAGGAGUUCUACUGGACUAUCGUGCCUAUACCGAUGCUCAAGGGAUGCCAAGGCACGAUAAUACCGCUGCCCAUGCAAUAUCCUAUGAUGAUUUAGUUGCAUGUGGCAAGUACCAGGGCUUGGAUAUUCGGCCGGAGGCACAGGGAGGGGACAUCAAGAUUGGUGACAUUCUCUUCAUUCGCUUUGGCUGGACACAAGACUAUCAUGAGAGAAGUGCACCUGAAAACAAAGCUCUGAGCGCGAGGGCUCCGAGCCAAAGGGCUUCGGCUGGGGUCAAACAAGAGCCUGCGAUUCUCGAUUGGCUUCAUGACUGUUAUUUUGCGGCUGUUGCAGCAGACGCACCUGGCUUCGAGAGAUGGCCGAGCCCAGAGAGAUAUUUGCUGCACGAGUAUAUCAUCGCUCUUUGGGGAAUGCCAUUGGGGGAACUCUUGGACCUGGAAAAAGUGAGUCGGCUGGCACAGAAGCAUCGGCGCUGGACGUUCUUCUUUUCCUGCUCGCCCCUGAAUACACCUGGUGGGGUUGCCAGUCCGGUCAACGGAACUGCUAUUUUUUGA
Molecule: messenger RNA, 1029 nt
Organism: Fonsecaea erecta
Lineage: Eukaryota; Fungi; Ascomycota; Eurotiomycetes; Chaetothyriales; Herpotrichiellaceae
Exons: 1
Coding region: 1-1029 (342 amino acids)
Molecular function (GO): arylformamidase activity
Source: RefSeq, a predicted model, not a curated record